CACGUCGUGGGUGACCUCACUCUCCAACAUGGCGGCGGCCGUGGACUAGGGCCUCUGGUCGAAGCAGCCGCCGUCGCUGGAGGACCCUGUCGGAAACAACUGCCGCCGCCGCCGUCUCUCCUUUCCUGUCUUCUGGGGCAGGGGCCAGGGCAAGGUUUCACAUACCUGUUAGACUUCUUUGGAGCUCUGCCACUCAACUCGAUGGCGUCCUCUACUACUGUGCCUCUGGGAUUUCACUAUGAAACAAAAUACGUUGUUCUCAGCUACUUGGGACUCCUCUCUCAGGGGAAGGUGCAAGAGCAACCUCUUCCCUCACCCCAAGGAGGUCAACAGGAUGUAGCUUCACAAUCUCUGGAUCAAGAAGUUUUAUUAAAAGUUAAAACUGAAAUUGAAGAAGAGCUGAAAUCCCUGGACAAAGAAAUUUCUGAAGCCUUUACCAGCACAGGCUUUGACCGGCACACUUCUCCAGUCUUCAGCCCUGCUAACCCAGAAAGCUCGGUAGAAGACUGCUUGGCUCAUCUUGGAGAAAGAGUGUCCCAGGAACUGAAAGAGCCUCUACAUAAGGCAUUGCAAGUGCUCCUUAGCCAGCCAGUGACAUAUCAGACAUAUCGGGAAUGUACACUGGAGACCACAGUUCAUACCAGCGGCUGGAAUAAGGUACAUCUAGAGGCCUGGAUUAUAUUGAGGUUUAAUCUUUUGACAACAAAACUUCAUUGGUGUUCCCUAUUUCCUCUUGGAUUACAUUGGGUGAUACAUAAGAUUUUAGUGCCUCUGGUUUUGCUACAGCAAAUGCUUUUGGAGCUGGCGAGACGUGGUCAAGAGCCUCUGCAAACAUUGCUGCAGUUUGGUGUGACGUAUCUGGAGGACUGUGCAGCAGAGCACAUCAUCCAGCAAGGUGGCUGGGGCACUGUGUUUAAUCUUGAGUCCGAGGAGGAAGAGUCCCCUGGGACUGCUGCAGAAGACAGCAAUGACAUUUACAUCCUGCCCAGCGACAACUCUGGGCAAGCCAGUCCUCCAGAGUCUCCGACUGUGACCACGUCCUGGCAGUCAGAGAGCCUGCCUGUGUCCCUGUCGGCCAGCCAGAGCUGGCACGCGGAAAGCCUGCCAGUGUCCCUCGGCCCCGAGUCCUGGCAGCAGAUCGCAGUGGACCCCGAAGAAGUUAAAAGCUUAGAUAGCAAUGAGGCUGGAGAGAAGAGCGAGAACAACUCCUCCAAUUCUGACAUUGUGCAUGUGGAGAAGGAAGAAAUCCCCGAGGGUGUGGGCGAGGCUGCCUUCCCUGAAGCCCCAGCUCCCUUGCCCCCUCACGUCACUGCCACUUCCUCGCUGGAGAUGAGGGGACCUGACACAGAAGGGGGUGCGGCUGAGAGAGUCAGCCCGGCUGCAUCUUUGUUCGCAGGACCGGAGGAGGAAGAGGUGAAAGUGGCAGUGGGGCCUGGGGAACGCAGGGAGCAGCCCCGAGGCCCGCUGCUGGGUGCACAGGUGGAGGCCAGGAAGGAGGGGCUCGGGGCAGGGAGGUCCGGGCCGCUGCCCGAGGGCAAGUCUGUGCUGCUGCUCGGAGGGGCCGCCGCGGUCGCCAUCCUGGCCGUGGCUGUUGGGGUAGCACUGGCUCUGAGAAAGAAAUAGCAGGGUUUUUGGAAGAGAAACAAGACAAAAAGGAUAUUAGGUUUUAGUUGUAUCGACUGAAUUUGAAGCGCCAGCAGCUGAUUGGACGUUUGUGGAACACUCUUGGGUAACUGGGGAUUUCUGCUCAAUAAGGCCGUGGAUUGACCCACACAUGAGGGCUUGAGGUAGAGGGUGUUCACGUUUGUCUGAUGAUAAGUUCAAGGGCCUUAGCUUGUGCUAGAUUCUGUCCUUACAAGUAAAGUACUCCCUCUAGUCAGGUUUCUCAACCUCUGCAUUCAUAUCUUGAUAAUCCUUUGUUGUAGGAAGUUGUCCUGUGCAUUGUAGGGUGUUUAGCAACAUCCCUGUCCUGUACCCACUAAAUACCAGUAACACCCCUCCCCUACUUGUGACAACCAAAAACAUCUCCUGACUUGGCCAAAUGUCCCUGGGGGUAAGAUUGUCCCCCGUACCAGCCACAACUUCAGAGGACAGUGAAUUCAGGAGCUUCUGGGAGAGGGAUUCCUAGGCAAGGGGCUCACCCGUGCUCCUCAGCUACUGACUGGGCCCUGCCCUUGGGGUUUCAUCUUGUGAACAUGCUGUGUUUUGCAGUCCUUUUUUGGCUUUUCUUUUCUUCCCCACUUUCUAGCCCUAUAGCGUGAGGGUGUUCUCCCCGGUGGCUCAGCUGCCUCUCAGGUACCACCCUGCUCCUCUCCCCCCAGGUUUCUUCUGAGACCCACGGAGAGUGCUUGCUCUGCACCUGGCAAGUCUCUGGUCCUUCUUCCAGCUUCUCCUUGCAGUGGGACUGCCCUCCGUCACCCUGAGAGGGCCGCCUGCCUGCAGUGCUGUGGCAAGUAGCGGGGUAGAGAGAUUUGUCUCCUUUAGAAGCAGGAUGGCCUUGGUGGCCUCUAGGACACUUCUGGCUCCUCUGUGGACGGCCACCCUGCUGAACUUCUGGCUACUUGCCAGCAGCAUCUCUGUCGCUGGACAGUCACUGUCUAUAAACUGGGCUGGUGUCUUCCCUGGACUAUCUGACCUCAGUCUUCUGGCUGGCUGGCUGGCUGGCUCCUUUGCAGUCCUUCACUGGAUUGUCAUACGUGGGCUUACAGACCCAUUGAAUCAUAACUCUUAUGAAAUACAGAAAGUCUCCUAAAUAUCAUUAAAAUAAAAAGUAUGAAAAGAGAAGUUUGACUUUUUUGGUUACCCUCAAGAUUCUAGACUGGCUCUCAGAGUUCAAGAGUGGAGGCUUCUCUGCAAAACUCUUCAUAGUCCAAAUGCCAGUGGUAAACCAGGAUGAUCCUAACUAGUGUGUACUAGUUCAGAAUCAGCAUAAUUUCCUUUCAUCUGACUAUUCCCUCCUCCGAAAGGGUGGGAGGACUGUGUCAUUGUGUGCCUGAGGGUCACAGUGUCGGUGUGCAGGGCAUGCUCGGUUCAGGUCGUCUUGGAGCUCUUAGUAAAUGGGACAAAUCACUUUUUAGAUCCUGAAAUUUGUAAUAAAAUUACUUCACCUAUCCUGAGCACCAAAACUUGAUGUUUCAAAUGUGCUUUCUUUUUAAAUUUUAUUUUUAAAAAUAAAUCUUCUCCCUAAAGCAGUACUAUUUAAAAGUUGGUCAAGGAAAGUUCUGGAGUGUGUGUGUGCCAGUUCAGCUUUGCCAUGGGCGUGUCUUUAAGUGUUCUGAGUUUCCGUGUCCCAUGUAGGGAGUGGCUCUUCUCAGAGUUUGGUGCCUUGAUUGACAGAGCGAGGGCGAGGGCAGUGGUGAGGUCCUUCUUGGCUCUGUGCAUUGGGUUGCUCUGUUUGCAUAGGGUAAGAGCAGCUGGUGUGUUAUCUUGAGUUUUUCCCUUUUAUAAUAAAAUAUUUCCUUCCAACGUUCACACUUUCAAACUCCAUGUCCUCAAACCCACUGGCUGAACACAUUUAAGCACUAAUAUAAACCAGGUUCAUUUCUGGGCUGCUAGAGAGAGAGGGCUUAGGAUAUUUGGGUCCGUGUUCUCCAUUAAAGGAAAGAAUAGGAGUAUGGUACAACGCACCAAGUGCUGCUUUAUUUUCCCGUCUGUUGAACAUUAACCCAGAGUCACUUGGCCAGUCCAUGCUGCUGUGCGGGGCUGGAACACAGCUCUCCUCCACUGGCUCUCUCCAGAGGGAACCGCGCACGGUCCUCGAGCAGUAGCAGGGUGUCUGUCCCUGCUUUCCUCGCUUGCUCCCCUCUGCCUCACACUAGAAGGGAACACUCGAAUAAGAACUACUUCUUAUAGCAGCUUUGAUUUUUACUAUUACUUUUAAAAGAUCACUUCUCACCCUCCCUUUUCCUGGUGGGGGCUGGUAUCAGGAGGCCACUCCUGCCCGUCUGACUUACGUACCAUGGAAAUCUAAGCUAAGGGGACCAUUCAGAAUAAACCCAGCUUGUUGACACAACUCAAGUGCAGAAUUAAGACGAUCACCCUUUUUGUCAUUUAAUUCUUUUAAGUGUUGAGGAAAAGUUUUUGCAGUGAAGGGCUCUAGAACUCUUAACUGCUCUACUGAAUGUAAUGAUUUCUGAGCACUUGGCAUAAAGCCAGUGAGUGAGUGUUGAAAAAAAUACCAGAACUAAAGGAUGUUAAUUUAUCCCCUCUGUGACAAAAGGAUCAUUUUGAGCCCAGAGAAAUCCGCUUCUACACUGUGCCUUAGGGGACUCACGAGUACCAUUGCCUCUAGAAAGAAAGCUUUUUUGCAGAAAACAACUGCUGACCAUCUAGUUCACGCCUGCACACCCAGUCGUCCUUGAUGCCUUCUCUCUCCUGUGUCCCAUCUUUGGAUCAGAUGCGGCCACUGCCUAGGUUUGUACUGGGGGCGACAGACAGUGAACACAGACAUUGUUAUUGAACCAUAGCUGCCAUUAGCGUCCUCAGCCUUUGUGCCAGUUCCUCUGAGUUAAGAGUGAUGCCUGCUCCUUGCUUUUUUUCUAAAGGUAUGACAUGGACAAAUGUCAUACCCAUAGAAUUUUAAAAUUAUUUUGAGAUGUUUUAUAGAAAUAAAAGGUAUGUGAUAAGAAAUUUUUUCCUUUUCUCCUAAUUUGUCUUUUUACACAAACUUAUCUUUAAAAAAAUUUGUGAUAGGGACUGUUUCAUCAGGAGAUCUGGUCUUCCUGAUCAACAGUCACUAUCUCUUGCUUUGUAGAAGUGGCUUCUAGCCUCUGCGCCAGCUCCCUCCCUCAAACUGUUCACGUAGUCUCAGCACACAUUCGAUGCCCGCAAGCUUCCUCUUCCGUGGAGCACCAAGAUGUACCAUUAGUGAUAACCUAUUAUCACUGAGGAGGUUCAGUGGUGACAUGGUUUUGAAUUCAGGGUGCAUAUUUUUCCAUAUUAGAAUACCCUUGUUUUGGGGGGGGGAGUGGGUAAUUAUAAUUUUAGCAAAUAUUGGUUGAGCAUUUACUAACUUUUCUAAAGUGUUCCAGUAUCUGAGAGGCAGUGAUUUGAACUUUUCUGACUCUAAGUCUACUGCUUUUCCUAGUUUUUACCAUUUUUUGUGACCCUGCAAAACAGUAUUGACAGGCUUUUUGUACAUGGCUGCGCCGACUGUCCACCACACAGGGGCAGCCUGUGCUCACUGUCAUGUGCCCUGGGAGAAGGGAGCCUCUACUAAUUUGUACAAAGGUGCCACACAGGCUAGUCUAAGUAUCGAGCAUGCUCUCCCAAGUGAGAGAAGGUUAUGUCCAGCCUAUUCCCAAUUUCUAAUUAUACCAGUUGUUUUCCCUUUAAAUAUUGAAUGAGAUGCCUUACAAAGAAUUAGCAGUUAUCACUGGUAUUACUCUUUCAUUAGCUUUCUUAGUUAGUAUGUUAGAUGAACAUUUCUUAUAAACAAGGGUAAGGUGGUCUGACACAAGACUCUCUGACUGAUCUGAAGGCAGUACCACAAUCCCUUUCCUCUUCCCUUUUCCCCAGUUUGUCCCUUUUGUUCCUUCUCUCCCCUGCCUAUGCCAUGGGAUGUGGAGAGAAGUGGGGGCAACCUCUAGGCGUUGCUUGGCUUCUCAACGUUCAGUCGAGAGGGUUGACUAGCCCAGCUGGUGUGGCUCAGUGGUUGAGUGUCAACCCAUGUACCAAGAGGUUG
Messenger RNA from Molossus molossus (Pallas's mastiff bat), 5683 nucleotides. RefSeq names its product BCL2 like 13 (gene BCL2L13). The coding region runs from base 202 to 1623 and encodes 473 amino acids. Lineage: Eukaryota; Metazoa; Chordata; Mammalia; Chiroptera; Molossidae. Gene Ontology annotation, biological process: apoptotic process; regulation of apoptotic process. The transcript is spliced from 8 exons. Gene Ontology annotation, cellular component: mitochondrion. The record is from RefSeq and is a predicted model, not a curated record.